GUCGCCAUCAAAAAGUUACCAUUUUAGGAAAAACAUCCAGAUCAAUACCCGUUCUAUCAGGUGUUCCUCAGGGUUCAAUCCUUGCCCAUUUAUUGUUUCUUGUAUACGUGAAUGAUCUGCCCAAAAAGUCCACCACAUCGUCUGUUGCUCUGUUUGCUGAUGAUACAAAGUGUUAUCAUGCCAUAAGAACAACAGAUGAUGUAAAAGCUCUCCAAUGUGAUCUGGAUGGAAUCAGCCAAUGGUGUCGGACGUGGCGCAUGAACCUUAACAAAACUAAGUGUGGAGUUCUUAAGGUAACAAGGAAUCUCAAACCCGUGCAGUCAUCUUACCAUCUCAACAACGAUAACUCAGCCAACUCAACGGCCAUCUGUAAAAGGCUUGUUCAAAAAGAUCUUGGCGUUCUCAUCACUGCAGAUCUCAAAUGGAACCAACAAGUCUCUGCUGUAUGUGCGAAAGCAAACAGAAUGCUUGGGUUCGUAAAAAGGUCCUCCAUUAAGAUGCAUGAUCCUCGUACACGUACUGCACUUUAUAAAACGUUAGUGCGAAGUCGUUUUGUGUACAGCUCCCAAGUCUGGUCCCCGCAGUCUGUGUCUUUAAUCAUCGAAGUCGAGAAGAUUCAAAGACGUGCAACGAGAUUCAUCUUAUCGCUGCCGUUUAGAUCUGAAACUAGUUACCAGGAGAGACUAUUGAAAACUGUCUUCCUCUGUCUUACUGGCACGAGUACCUGGACUUGGUGUAUCUCUUUAAGGCAAUUACAUUGA
This is a messenger RNA of Paramuricea clavata, 761 nucleotides long. Lineage: Eukaryota; Metazoa; Cnidaria; Anthozoa; Malacalcyonacea; Plexauridae. The record is from the annotation of a GenBank genome assembly.